AUGAAAGAAUGCAACCUAAUCCCGCUUGACCUCUCAUUCGUCCGCUCAGGCAGCCCACCCAGCUGCACGGGCCACAUCAGCCCCGGCGGCUGCAGGUCCGCGGACGACGUCGAGAUGGGGUCCCCGAUAUCCUGGUGCGGCUCGCUCGUCGUCCCCGAGCGGCCGCGCACGUCCGAGCCAGCGGGCGACGUUCGGCCUCACCCCACCCCGCGCGCGGCGGGCAUCCCGCCAGAGAAGUGGCGCAUCCUCCCCGGCCGGUACGUCGCCUUCGCGCUCAACACGGACUCGCUCGUCGCGAGCGCCGCCGAGGGCUCCGACCACCGCGCCGCGCUCGAGGCGUUCGCCGGCCGCCGCUACCUCGGCCUCGUCGUCACCUCGACGCUGCACCCGCUCGAGGACGAGUCGGGGGCGUACGCGGAGGACGUCGUCGCGAUGUACGUCGGCGCCGCGCCGCCGCCCGGGCCCGCCGCGCCGCUCUGCCUGCCCAUCGCGCCCUGCCGGCUCGACUGCGAGGGCGAGGCGGCGGACGGGGUGCUCACGCCCGUCCGCCCGUUCCCGUUCGCGAACCGACGGCAGUGGACGGCGUUCGGCGCGGAGUGCAAGGUCGACGAGGACGUCUUCGCCGCGCUCGAGGAGGUCUUCGGGCGGGACUUUGCGGCACUGGAGGCGCUCUGCGCGGACAUGCACGCGCCCCUACUGGACGCGGACGAAAGUGGAGUGGUGACCACCGCGAAGCUUCGCGUGGCACCGCCGACGAGCCGAUUCCAGCAACGGCUGAUUGAGACCAUCCAGGAGGCGCAGGGGCAGGAGGACGAGGGUGCGGAAAUGGAGUCCGGAGACAGCUAG
Molecule: messenger RNA, 846 nt
Organism: Epithele typhae
Lineage: Eukaryota; Fungi; Basidiomycota; Agaricomycetes; Polyporales; Epitheliaceae
Exons: 3
Coding region: 1-846 (281 amino acids)
Source: RefSeq, a predicted model, not a curated record